Messenger RNA from Dreissena polymorpha, 5619 nucleotides. RefSeq names its product vesicle transport protein GOT1B-like. Gene Ontology annotation, biological process: retrograde transport, endosome to Golgi; endoplasmic reticulum to Golgi vesicle-mediated transport. Gene Ontology annotation, cellular component: endoplasmic reticulum; membrane. Lineage: Eukaryota; Metazoa; Mollusca; Bivalvia; Myida; Dreissenidae. The record is from RefSeq and is a predicted model, not a curated record. Bases 124 to 543 code for a protein of 139 amino acids. The transcript has 6 exons.
UACUUUAAAACGCCGAUCGUCGACAAGCGUUUGUUUGCUUACAAUUGAUCAUUCAUGACGUGUUCGUACUAAACGCCGGUUUUAUAGUUUUCUAAAUAAUUUUAACAAUAGAAGGUCUUCAAAAUGAUGCAAAUUACAGAUUUUCAGAAGAUUGGCGUAGGGCUGGCAGGGUUUGGCAUUGCCUUUCUGUUUCUUGGCAUAUUGUUCUUCUUUGAUAAAGGUUUACUUGCAAUAGGAAAUAUUUUAUUUAUCGCUGGUCUUGCGUUUGUGAUAGGCCUGGAGAGGACUUUCCGAUUCUUCUUUCAAAGACACAAAGUGAAGGCCACAGGUUUCUUUAUGGGUGGAAUAUUUGUUGUGCUUCUAGGAUGGCCUGUAAUUGGAAUGGUGUUAGAAAUUUAUGGAUUUUUCUUAUUAUUUAGUGGAUUUUUCCCAGUAGCAGUUAAUUUUUUACGAAGGGUUCCAGUUAUUGGCACAAUAUUAAACUUACCUGGAAUCAGAUCAGUGGCAGACAAAGUUGGAGAAUCAAACUCAAUGACGGGCUGAUUGCAGGCCUGAUGAUGAAGAUGGUGAAACAGUAGACUCCACAGUUGAUACCCCAUGACUUGAACACAGAUUGUCGGAGUUGUGAUGUACAAUUAAAGGGUUGAAUGCCCUUUAUUCUUAACUCAGUGAAUCCUCUUUUGUAUAAAAACAGUGUUAGUGCAGACUAGCAUCUUUACCACAAUUAUGUGUUGAUCAUGAAUAAUGAAAUAUUGAACUGCAGUUGAAGUGUUUUUAGCAAAUGCUCUUAUACAUACUCAUGUUGUAAAUUAAUGGGUAAUGUUAUUUUUGUCUGAGCUUUCUUAACUAACAGUUCAAGUAAGAAUUGAGGCUGUGGACAUGGUAAUUGCUCGUUGUCAAUGCAGUUUCUUUACUGGCAGAAUUAAUCAUUUGCAGAAUCAUAUCAUAAACAUUACAUUGGGGCCGACUCAAAAAAUAUGUUUAAGUCAUUACAUUAAUUUUGAUGAGACAGUAAAGCAAUAUUGUUUAGGGACAAUCUAAACUAUAUAUUAUAUGAUAGAAGUAUGUGCUUCAAAGAUGAGUAUAUGCAAUACAUUUAAUGAAACAAACAAACAUAAUAUAUUACCCUAUACUAAAUUUGCUCUAACAGACAGAUAAGUAUUUAUAGCAAAUUUCAUAAUUUAUUUCUAGUCUGUUGCAAUCGACUUUAGUUUUAACCAAGUGACAUGUUUGUAUUAAUUGCCAUGCUAGACAAAAUUCUUAUUUUUUUUCUCAAAAUCACAGUAUUUAUUUAUGUCUGUUUAUCAGUCUCUUGUAUAUGAAUGUAUGUUUGUAUAAAUAAUGCAGAUUUUAAUUGCAUUUAAAUAUAGUGAUCUUAAUGCUACAUGUACACGUACCUCAUUUUUGCUGUAUAUCUUUUAGAUAAAUGUCAUUCUGAUCUUAUAUGCGUCUUAAUCUUAAAAUGUAAUUGACACAUCAUAUUUUAAGUAUGGAUUUCAUAAGAUUCAGUGUAAUUUAUCGAAUUAUUGAUUGGAGACCCAUCGUGUGAAAAUAGGUCGUAUGCCAUAUGCGACCAGCUUAGGUCCAGACCAGCUUCCCUGUCUGCUGUAGAGACGCAAGCUUUCGUGUUGUCAUUAUCAGACAGAGUAGAGGCUGACCAGACUGCACUGAUGUGCAGGCUGUUUUUAAGCUAUAUCAGAAGAUUACAGCAUUACACCCAUUUUUGAAUGACACUGUUCACUUGUGUCUGAUCUUGGUUUAAGUCAGCAUUUGGUUUGAAACAUCUGUAAGAUUUUGCACAAUUUCCUUUUUUCAAUAAAGCGAUUACCGUUAAAUGGUUUCGGAUCAUUUAGUUGCAUAUGCCAUAAUGAUAUUGUAUUUGAAAGUGCAUUUUGGUAAAAAUGACAGUUUGUGAAUUUUAUUUAAAUUUUGGUAUAUGUUAUUUUCACUGUUGUAGUGUUAUUGCUAUUUAUUUGUAUAUUUCCAUCUUUAAUGUUUACAUCUAAUUUGUGUUAACAAGUGUUUUUUAAAGUCUUGUAUAAAGAAACAGAUAUUAAAAAAGGUCAUGAACAAAUUGGAUAUCUUUGAUUUUCAAGACUGCUCAGUAAUUUUGGCGCCAUUUUCUGUCAUAAUCUUGUUAAUUUUAGAAAUGUGUCACAUCAUUUCAGAAAACAAAGAUUGAAAACAUAUUUCAAUACAUUUUUUCAUUGUUUUUGUGAACAUUAUGCCCAAUAUUUUAAAGUAGCAAUUGUAAUUGCAUCAAUUUUUUUAUUAUACUUUUAUUAUACAUUAGUUGUGUUAAACAUUGUUCGUGCUUUUGUACUGUCAUUCAUUAUUUGUCUGGUUAUUAUGUCUGUCUGUCUAUUAUUAUGUCAUCAUCUUGAGACAAUUAUGAUCUUAAUCAUUUCAGAAUAUGGCAUAACUAAGUUGUAAGUAUUUAAAAACAAAUGCUUUGCAAAACAUACCUAUUUGGAAUCUGUAUAGCCAGUAUGUUGGUGACUGGGUUCAUCUGUAUGGUGAUUGUUUCCCUUGGUAGAUGUUAGUAAGGUGAAUAGAACACGCGCCAAAUAAACAGUAUUACACUCUUUAUUAUCACCCGCCAUAGGCGGAGGGAUAUUGUUUUGGCGUUGUCCGUCAGUCCGGCACUUUUGUGUCUGGAGCCAUAUCUUGGAAGUGCUUUGGCAGAUUUCAUUGAAACUUGGUACGAGUAUAUAUAUAUAUGUGGAUAAGAGCAUGAUGCACGCACAAUGGCAUUUUACACCAUCUGUUAAUAACGGCAUUAUGGCCUUUUGUAUCUUGAAAAAAUGCUCACUUUUGUGUCCGGAGCCAUAUCUUGGAAGUGCUUUGGCGGAUUUCAUUGAAACUUGGUAUGAGUAUAUAUAUAUGGAUAAGAGGAUGAUGCACGCCAAAUGGCAUUGUCCACCAUCUGUUAAUAACGAAGUUAUGGCCUUUUGUAUCUUACAAAAUGCUUUUUAAUAUAAGCUUAGAGCUUUAUCUCAAUUAACACAUGAGCCAGAGCCAUGAAACUUGCCAUAGUUGUUCUCAAUCAUCUGGGGGUGCUUCACAUUCAACACUUCUAAUCCUAGGGGUCAAGGUCACACAAUGAGGUCAAAGGUCACAAAUUUGAUGAAUUUUUCAUUAUUUAGUCAUUUCUUUACUAUGCAUCAAGGGAUUUUGUAAUCACUGUCCACAAUUGUUCCACAUUAUCAAGCUGAGUGUCAAAUAUAAGAUCCAGGUUGCUAGGGUCAUGGUCAAAGUCACACACAAAGGUCAAAAUCACAAAUUUUGAUUAAAUAUGCCUUAUUUGGUAAGGAUUCUACCAUACUAAAAUGGUUUCUCAAAAUGUCCUGAUGUAAGUUCUCGAUUAUCAGGCACAACCCUUUACUUAUACCUUAUCUUUUAGUUCUACACCCAUCCAUAAACAAAAUUUAUUUGGCGGGGGCAUAUCAAUUGAACGAAUUUGCUUGUUAUAAUUAUCUUACUCUUUUCAAAUUAGAUCAUACAUUAACAAAAGUUUGUAUCGACUGUCGCAUAUCCUGACUUAAAAACGUUUCAGUUUUGUCACAUAAGUUAGACCGCGGCAUAAAGAUAAAAGAAGCAUAUUUUCAUAUUUCGAACGGUUUGUGAUAAUAUCAAAGUGCUGUGAAAAAAGUUCCCGAAAUGUGCUAUUUGAUAACAAUUUUACCGCAACACUCUUGAAACAUGUACAUUAUUGAAACGUUGCACCCUUGGUAUUUGGUGUUUUCGGGAAAAUGUCGCCGGAGAGAAAAAUGUAACCAUAAACAGUUUUACACUAAUGCCUUUUCCAAACAUCUUUAUAUAACAUACAUAGAAUAUUGUAAUUAUUAUCGACUGAAACUGCCUAUUCUGGUAAUGGUAUCGUUAGCUUUCCUGAGCACUUUGUGCUCAAGAUGUGUUAUUGUGUCCGAAAUCUGUCUGCUUGCGAUGUGUGGUUUGCGUCGUCACUUUUUGGCUCGUUACCACUAUAGAGGCCACCAUUUUGCAAGCAAUUUUCAUUGAAAAAAGGUCAGACUUUUUAUUUGGACAAUAUCAAGGUCGAGUUUGAAGCUGGGUCAUAUGCCAUUGGUUACCACUCUAGAUUCAAAAAUUAUGACUCCAUCCAAUGUGCUGUACAACGUUGCGACAGUGAUCACCGUCGUGCAUUUGUUUAUAUGUUGACCGCAGACUCCUCUUCAAUCGCUUUUGACAUUUACCCUCCCCCUCUUAUGAUUCAAUCGACUUUGGAAUUCUCCCCCCUCCCUCCCUCAAUCACUGGGAUAAAAGUCGUCCGUUUACAUUCGUCGCAGUAUGCAGCCACAGCACAUUGACUUAUUUCACUCGCAAGCGUGGUAUCCGAACUAGGGACCUUCCUAGACCACGGUCCCACGUUGACGUCCGUUGUCAGCAUUUAUAUUUGUAACACUUUAGGGGCCACAUUCAUUUUCAAUCUUUAUAAAACCUGUUUAAAACAUUUGUCCUCAUAAAUCUCGGCGAGGUCAACACAAGUAGGACACUUGUUCAAUGAAAACGUCUCAACACUUUAGAAGCCCAAUUUUGAAACAUGAUCAGAACAUUUGUUUUAAUGAUAUCUCAGCUGAGUUAGAACAUUAUUCCGGUCCGUUUAACAAUAUGGCCAAACGAAUGCGUGGAAGUUUUACUUGCGUUGCUAUAGUAGGGGCUUAUUAACACUAGAAGUCACAUUAAGGCCUAUUCCCAUGACAUGUUUUUAUAAUAUUUGUUCGUAUGAUAUUACGUUAUAAGUCAAAUACUAAUGAAACAUGGUUCGAAUAAUAAUGCUUUUGUUGUUUUAAUAUCUCGGCAAGUUCAGCGCAAUAAAAAUGUGCCUAGAAAUGUACAAUGUAUGUUUUAUGACGUACUUUUAUUACUCUGAACUCCACCCUCAGAAAAGUUGAGUUCUCCGGUUCUGGUGUUAGAAACGUGUCGCGCGUAAUAUUCGUCUUUCAACCUCAUUUACAAAAGGUUAUGAGUAGAGGUCAAAAGCUAAAUUUGACCAUAACAUAGCUUGAAAAUACUUCCGUCCGCCAUAACUUUGCCAUAUUUUGAUAUAUUUUGAAAUAACUCGGUAGGAAUGCAAUAAAUCAUGAGGCAUCAAGAAGCGUGUAAAAUAUGUUUCCCUGACUUAACGGUCAAGGUCACUUGAAAUAGUUCCAUUAUCACGUUUGACCAUAAAAAAGCUUGCUCGGAAUUUCACUUUGUCAUAGGGAACGCUAUUUUAGGAUAACGACCACAAUAUACAGCCAUAAGGACACGGCAUUUCGCCUGCAACAACCGUCUUUAUACCGCCAAUGUCACAAAGCUGAAAGUAAAAGGUCAUUAAUUACUGUCACAGUCAUUACUUUGCAAUAUAAUUGAUGAAUUUAAGACAAAUUGGCACUAGCGAGUUUCUGCAUUCAUCUUACUUCCCUAAAAGUCCACGCCACUUCACAAAUCAAAUUUUGAUAUUCACCAGCUUUGUUCGAACUGUAACUUCAUCAUGCUAUUUUCAGAUAAUUAAGCACUAAAGACAACCAUAUGGACACACAGCGAAAUGUGUGUUAACCCUGUCUAGCUACCACAGAAGUCUUGGUCACACCGAGAAAUUAAAUUUUCUAUGAAUCA